CGUCGGCACCUGCACGGGGCGCCAUCCUAUCGGGCGAAUCGCUGGAUUCCUUGUCUCAGUGCAAGCUGGCGGAUGUGGAGAGCCUGACGUUUCACUUCCCCUCCAUCAAUGUAUUUUAAGUGAGAACGCAGCACGUUUGUGUGAAGGGCCAGGAAGGCGACACCAGCACCUACACGGGCAACGAAUUGGUGGGAGUUUUUUUUUUUUUUUCCUUCAGAGAGAUGGCAGAGAACAAACUUGGCAGUGGAGCUGGACUCUUUGCCAAGCGAGUGCAGAAACAGUUGAACCGGGCGCAGGAGAAGGUUCUGCAGAGGUUGGGAAAGACGGUCGAAACAAAAGAUGAGCAGUUUGAACAGUGUUCUCAAAACUUCAACAAACAGCAGAAUGAAGGUAACAAGCUCUUCAAAGACCUGAAGGCCUACUACAAUUCUGUCAAAGUCAUGCAUGAAACCUCCAAGAGGCUAUCAGAGUCCCUGCAGGAAGUGUAUGAGCCAGACUGGGAAGGACAUGUAGAGCUCAAAACCAUCAUGGAGAGUGAUAAUCUGCUGUGGAAUGACUUUGAGGAGAAACUCUCUGACCAGGCAGUGCGAGUCAUGGAAACAUACGUAGGCCAGUUCCCAGAAGUCAAGGACCGCGUAUCAAAGAGGAACAGGAAGCUAGUCGAUUAUGAUAGCUCUCGACAUCAUCUGGAGGCGCUCCAAAAUGCCAAAAAGAAAGAUGAAGCCAAAAUCAUCAAAGCAGAAGAGGAAUUUAAUAAAGCGCAGUCUGUAUUUGAAGAGAUUAACGCUGAGCUACGGGAGGAACUGCCUGCUCUCUACUACAGCCGGAUUGCAUGUUACGUCACAGUAUUUCAGAACAUUUCAAACUUGAGAGAUAUCUUCUACAAUGAAAUGAGCAAGCUCAACCACGACCUUUACAAUGUGAUGACAAAGCUGGAGUCUCAGCAUUCCAACAAGGUCUUUAUCAUCAAAGGUGUUCCCAGCAAAAGACGCUCCCUGAUGAUCUCUUCUCCAAUCCGGCCUGUAGAUACAUCCACUUCAUUAUCCGAGACCAGCAUGGACCUGAUCCAGAGCCCUGAAAAAGAGCCGCUAUCUCCAAUCAGCAAAGAUAAUGAUGAUGAAGAAAGUCCACCAGUAUCUUGUAAUGGUACCUCCUCUGUUCCCAUAGAUGCCGACAAAAAUACUGCACAAGACCAAUCCAGCAAAAACAUUCCCACCGUUGAAGAUGAAACCAAAGAAAUACUUGACGAGGAAGGGAAUGAGAUUGAGGAUGGAGAGACUUCUGGAUCUGCUUCUCAGCACCUUGAUGUCAUGAGCACUCCUGCUGAGACACAAACCAAAGCAGAAACAGCAAAUGGCCCAACAGACCUGACAGAUCCGGCACAGUCUGUUGAGAUAACUUCCCAGCCCACUGAAUGUUCUCCAUCAGAGGAGUGUGAUCAUCUCUUAAGUGAAGGUGACCCAAAUGAGCCAUCUAUGGGUGAUGACUGGAAUCAGGGUACAGCAGUGAUGGCCAUCCAACAGAGUGAGAUGCUUGAAGAGGAUCUAAAGGCUCAUACUGAAGACUCACCUGAAAAGUCAGAUGUGAACUGUGAUGAAAAAUUAUCUGAAUCAGAGACUCCUGUCCCCACUGAGGACUCUACAAUCUGUUCUGAGGAAAAAUUGACAGAGGAUGUGGAGGAUGGAACUGUGAGGCAGAAUGAAGGAGGGCAUCCACAGACAGAGGACAGGCCUCCAGGAUUCCUCUACAAGGGCCUUGCACUUAAGGAUUACCUUUCUGAGGAAGACGGACAACUGCAAUUGAAAGAAGGGGAUGUGAUUCUUGUUAUGAGCAACACAAAUGAGCUGCCAGAAGGGAUUCUGACCGGAAUGAAUGAAACUGACUGGAUUCAGCAGAAGAACCCAGACGACUACAAAGGCACUUUCCCAGCUAGUCUAAUCCAGCCACAAGCUCCAUGAGAGUCCUCACCCAAAGUCCUCCACCGAAAAAUGUAGCUUAUGCUUUGCCUGGCUUCAUGUUUCCUACUGCCUAACCAGCAAAGCCUGAGGAUGUAAUUCAUUGGUGUGUUCACUGUAGGUCCCCACCUUCACAGCCAUUUCUCUGUGCCUCCUAGGACUCUCCACCAGCGAAGCACUGUAGGAACAAGGAUUAAAGAAAGAUAGACAUCUUGGUUGCAAGUGAAAGAGAGUCUGAAGCCAGAUUCUGCUGCCUCUGCUUAAUAGCCCACCUCAAGUCCCCACAAGGCUUGAGCCUCAUCAUUCUGCUGACCUGGAAUCUGUUAAUGAACGACUCCGCGUCUCAAAGCCCUGUAAUCAGUUCCCGCACUCUGCACCGAGCCUUCAAAGCAAAAACACCUCUUGCCAACCGACGCGGUUAGCGUUGCUCCUCAGAGUGUCAGCUAACAAGCAGACGCAGUCUCUGGCUUAGCCUGAACAUGAAACGACAUUAGCGAAACGAUCCCGAGCUACACCGAGUCAUGCGUCCCAGAGGAUUUGGUUUUCUGCCUGCCACAUGAUGUCAUUCAUGUUAAGUGAAAACAAAAUAUUUGGAGUGGGGGAACAGCAACGUAUCGGUGCACUCCAGUUUUAAAUGUAUCACCAAACAGGCCUGCUGCUUAUUACGGGCCAGGCGAGGGGAAAGAGUGAUGGAGAUUGUGGUGCAGCCAACUUCAAACUGUCAGUUUUUGUCAUAAGGAUGCUUCUUGGGGUGUUAACUACACCUUUCCCUAAAUUAAUUAUUUCUUGAUUUUUUUUGUUUCCGCAAACAAGUACUUCUUUAUAUCAAUAAUUUGUAAUAAAGCUACACUACCUAGAGCUGUAAAAAUUAGUAAUUUUUAUGAGUGUUUUCAUUAAAAAAUGUCUGUUUUUUAAAUCA
Molecule: messenger RNA, 2874 nt
Organism: Polypterus senegalus (gray bichir)
Lineage: Eukaryota; Metazoa; Chordata; Cladistia; Polypteriformes; Polypteridae
Gene: bin2a
Product: bridging integrator 2a
Exons: 14
Coding region: 222-1958 (578 amino acids)
Biological process (GO): podosome assembly; plasma membrane tubulation; phagocytosis, engulfment
Cellular component (GO): plasma membrane; phagocytic cup; cytoplasm
Molecular function (GO): protein binding; phospholipid binding
Source: RefSeq, a predicted model, not a curated record